Cladophialophora bantiana CBS 173.52 is the source of this 294-nucleotide messenger RNA. RefSeq lists its product as uncharacterized. The coding region runs from base 1 to 294 and encodes 97 amino acids. The transcript has a single exon. Lineage: Eukaryota; Fungi; Ascomycota; Eurotiomycetes; Chaetothyriales; Herpotrichiellaceae. The record is from RefSeq and is a predicted model, not a curated record.
AUGCCGCCGCCGACAUCCUCCAACACGCCCCCAUCCACCCGUCACCACGCCUGGAGCACCACCAGCGUCAAGAGCGGGAGUACCAGUGGCCAGCAACAGCAACAGCAACAACAGCAGCAGCAGCAGCAGCAGCAGGGUGGGCCCAGGAAAGAAUCAGAAGCCCCCGUGACGGUGCGCCGAUGGCUCGAGGGGCGCGACCAUCCCGCGCGAGAGGAUGUGCUGGACCGCGUGUCGCGCGCAUUUGGGCCCAAGGAGAAUGGUGUGGGCGGGGCGAAGGUCAAGAUGAAGUUGUAA